Molecule: messenger RNA, 657 nt
Organism: Amphiprion ocellaris (clown anemonefish)
Lineage: Eukaryota; Metazoa; Chordata; Actinopteri; Pomacentridae
Gene: lsm7
Product: LSM7 homolog, U6 small nuclear RNA and mRNA degradation associated
Exons: 4
Coding region: 46-357 (103 amino acids)
Biological process (GO): mRNA splicing, via spliceosome; nuclear-transcribed mRNA catabolic process
Cellular component (GO): U2-type prespliceosome; U12-type spliceosomal complex; U6 snRNP
Molecular function (GO): RNA binding
Source: RefSeq, a predicted model, not a curated record
AGCAUUUCUGAGGUCACAGUUUAACUUCCGUGUCACACAGCAAACAUGGCGGAUAAAGAAAAGAAGAAGAAGGAGAGCAUCUUCGACUUGUCCAAAUACAUCGACAAGCCGAUUCGUGUGAAGUUUCAAGGUGGACGAGAAGCCAGCGGAGUCCUGAAAGGCUUUGAUCCUCUACUGAACCUGGUGCUGGACGGCACCAUCGAGUACAUGCGUGAUCCAGACGACCAGCUGAAGCUGACAGAAGACACCCGGCAGCUGGGGCUGGUGGUCUGCAGAGGAACCUCCGUGGUGCUGAUCUGCCCUCAGGACGGCAUGGAGGCCAUCCCCAACCCCUUCAUCCAGCAGCAGGACGGCUGACGUCACACACAACCAUUCACACACUUGAAUAUUGUAUUUUUUGUCCUUUUUUUGUUUCAUCCAUACCAUAAAUAAUUCAGCAACGGAGCAGUUUUCUUGCGUUAAGUUAAUCAUCAAAAAAGACAUUCGAAUGCACUUCACUUUUAUUUCUGUCUGUGCAAAUUUGCAAAGAUUUGUGUUUGUAAAGAGCCCACAAGCUGGGGAAGUGUUGACAGUACAAUUUUCUUUUUAUCUAGAAUGAGUAAACUUUUUACUAUUCUUUGUUGUUUUGAUAAGAAAAUAAAAUGAAAAUGUAGCGUA